Mercurialis annua (annual mercury) is the source of this 1099-nucleotide messenger RNA. RefSeq lists its product as uncharacterized. The record is from RefSeq and is a predicted model, not a curated record. Gene Ontology annotation, cellular component: GINS complex. Gene Ontology annotation, biological process: DNA strand elongation involved in mitotic DNA replication; DNA replication. Bases 238 to 843 code for a protein of 201 amino acids. Lineage: Eukaryota; Viridiplantae; Streptophyta; Magnoliopsida; Malpighiales; Euphorbiaceae. The transcript has 7 exons.
GUUAGAAUAUCCGCUACAAACGACACCCAUUUUCAGCGCUAGCUUUUAAAAAUUCAACAAAACAAUUCCCGCUAAGAAAGUAUUGCUCCCACUUACAGUAACUCAUUAACUUUGCCCAAACACCAUACUUUUCAAUCGCUAUUAGAGGAGGCUAGGAAGUACAGAUUUUGGGAUCUAUUCAGAGAUCGGAGUAAAUUAUAAUAUUUGGUGCUGUUCAGUUUUAGAAGAUUGAGGAAGAUGUAUGCAAAAAAGGGAUAUGAGCUAGUUAAAGAAUUUUCCAGUGGAGAAAAAGGCCAACUUCAGCCAUUUAAUGAGGAUUUGCUUAAUCAAGUGAUUGGUCAAUGUGGUCAGCAUUAUCUUGAGCUUCAGGCUUUAAUUCGAAAAAUGCAGGAAGAAAACGUGGAUGUGACUGAAACUAGAAAUGCAGACCAUUAUGGAGCUCUUACUCACCAUCUUUCUUUAGUUCGCAACAAGCGCUGCUUAAUAGCAUACGUGCACAACCGAGCAGAAGUUAUACGCAGUUUAGCCUGGAAGGUAGGGCUUGAGCUGCUUGAACUUCCAGAAGAAAUUCAAGAGAAGCUCAUUCACUCAGAGAAAAACUAUUACGGGAAGCAUUCUACUUCUUUACAAUCAUAUAUGGCGGAGAUAGGCAUUGAUUUAAAUGUGGAUAUGGUGCCACCCAAAGAUCCCUACAUCAAGGUGAGAGUGCUUGAUGAUAUGGGUGAAGGGAUAUUAUUAAGUGACAAGACGGCCAAUCUUUCCCGCCAUUCAAUGCACUUUCUGAAACGUACCGAUGCCGAGCAGUACAUUGCACGGGGACUGAUGGAGGAGCUUACAAGCUAACUAAUUUUGUUGAAUCUGUAAAAAAAGAAGAAAGAAACCAGAGAUAUUCUUACGCUAGAUGGAGAUUGGCCGUUGAGCAUAAAGGCAGAAGCGAGCUUGAAUGGUGGAUCUCUUAGGUUACUUAACAUGAUAAUUUAAGUUUCCAUAUAUAUUGCACAAAACUUGUCGAGUGUUACAUUUUGGUAUCUCAUUUCCCUUCAUGUAAAUGCUUCUUAAACUCUGAAACUCUUGUUUUUAUUAAAACAUUGUUUUGUUA